CUCUACACCAGAACAAUGUAGAAGCAGUACAUAGACCACCAGCAUACACCCAGCAUACACCCAGCAUACACUCGACAAAGAUGUCACCAGACGGCUCAGGAUGGAGUCCAGCACAUCGUCGCCGUUCGUCAGCAACAGUCAAGACCGACAGUCCCGGACAUGCUCGUCACUCGUCCACCAUUUCCGACAUAACAGUCGUCUCACCAGCUGAAGCCGCGGCACAAUUCACCAACUCCUCAACUCCACCCCUUACAAUCGCAAUAAUAACAUACGGCUCCCGCGGCGACGUCCAACCCUACCUCGCCCUCGCCAAGACCCUCCUCUCCCACAAGCACACCCCAGUCCUCUUCACCCACCCAAAAUAUCAAUCUCUCAUCGAGGAGGCAGGGGUAGAGUUCGUGUCGAUUGGAGGAGAUGAGGGAACAGAGGAGUUGUAUGCGCAUAUGGUCAAGUAUGGGUUGAGUGGAUGGAAGACGUUGGGGUGGAUGGGUGGGGGGGAGUAUCGGAAGUAUUACGAUGAGAUGUGGGAGGGGGCUUGGAGUGGGUUGAUUCACUCGAAACAUCGGUGGUCGUUUUUGUUGACGCAUCAUUUGUUGUUGCUGGGGCCUCAUCUGGCGGAGAAGUUGGAUUUGCCGCAUAUCUCGAUUCAGCACUUCCCGGUACAUUCGACACCCCUCCUCCCUGCACCCUUCCUCGAGUCAACAUCGUAUAUUGCCAACAACCGUAUUACCCGCCUCCUCAACAAACUCUCCUUCAGAUGCUUCGCGUACGGGAAUGUCUGGCAGCAUGGGGAUGCCAUCAACGCAUUUCGCGUACGAAGGUUAGGCAUGAGACCAUUGGGUGUGAGGGAGAUGUGGCACAUCAUGUGUGGGUACGAGAAGAGGGCAGGACGAAGUAUGUACCCGAUGAGCCCCACGUUGUGGCCCCUAACCUUCAAGAAGGGGAUGGAUGUCGUCCUCACCGGACACUGGGAUACACCCGUCGAUCCUGACUAUGAACCGUCGGAAAAUAUCAAGGCGUUACUGGCCAAGGCGAGUGAUAGAGGUGAAGAAGUUGUAUAUCUGGGCUUUGGCAGCAUGCCCUACCUCGACCCCGAACACCAACUCCACGAACUCAUAACCUGUAUCCGCGAAGUCGCCAAACCAAUGAUUGUCGGCAUCGGAAAAGAAUACAUCCAGAACCCUAGCAUCACCUCCUUCCGCGACUCCCACGAAGGAGCUGACGUGGUCUUUGUCGAGAGCAUUCCGCAUGGGUGGCUGUUCCCGAGGGAGGAGAUAGGGUGUAUCGUGCAUCAUGGUGGGAGUGGGACUACGCACGCCGCUAUCUGCGCACAGAAACCCUCGUUGAUCGUACCGCAUUUUGGGGAUCAAUUCGCGAACGGUGGGAUGUUACGCGCUUUGAAACUGGGAUGGGGCGUACCGAAGGGAACCACCGGUAGGGCUUUAGCGAAGGAAGUUGAAAGAGUGAUGACGGAGGAAGGGGUUAGGGAGCAGUGUGCUGUCGUGGGCGCGAAGGUUAAAGGGGAGGAUGGGUGUACGAAAGCAGUGGGAGAGAUUGAGGAGGAGUGGGCGAAGUGGAUGCAUGAAAGGGAGGGCAAGAGGAGAGUGAGUUUCGGAGGGUGGGCGAGGGGGUAUGAUGCGGUGUAAGAGAGAAGGAAGAGCUGGGUUUAUGAUACAUGAGAAUCGUUUAACUGG
Molecule: messenger RNA, 1694 nt
Organism: Saitoella complicata NRRL Y-17804
Lineage: Eukaryota; Fungi; Ascomycota; Saitoellomycetes; Saitoellales; Saitoellaceae
Product: UDP-Glycosyltransferase/glycogen phosphorylase
Exons: 1
Coding region: 81-1646 (521 amino acids)
Biological process (GO): carbohydrate metabolic process
Molecular function (GO): hexosyltransferase activity; UDP-glycosyltransferase activity
Source: RefSeq, a predicted model, not a curated record